GUAUGAUUCAUUUUCAACAGAGCAGCAGCAAAACAAAUAGAAGAAGACUGGUAUCAUCUGACAGUGGAACAUGGCAGAUGACAAGGGUCCUCUGGGCCAGCUCAAGGACCUGGUGGAGCUGAAGGACCAGCUGGAAGACAUUCAGAGACGGAUGGAGGAUGAGAUACAGGCUGGUGUCCCUCCGGGAGGCAGUCUGCUGGCCUCUCCUUUCCUGAAGGGUUUUCUGGCCGGGUACGUUGUUGCAAGGCUACGCUCUUCACCGUUGUUUGGUGUUGCCGUUGGGACGUGCACAGGAAUAUUUGCAGCACAAAAUUAUGCCGUUCCCAACAUUGAAACCACCGUCAGAGACUACAUAAGCAAACUAAAAGGAGGAAGCAAAUAAUAAGAGAGGAAUACAACUAAGAAGAGCAGGAGAAGAGACAUCUACAAGCAGAGGGUGUUCUUUGAGCCACAUACGGGAACAGAUAUAUAUUUCAAAAGUUACGAAUUCUUCAAUAGUUAUUUUUUUCCACCUUCCACAAGGAUGAUUGAAUAGUAAAAUGUUAUAGUAGUAAGCCAAUUUAUAGAGUAUGGGGAUUAUUUUAAUAACUCUUCUGAUUCAGUUGAUCUGAACUCUUGUUAAGGUACUUGAGUAUGGAGAAUAGAUGACUGACAUACAUUCUGUAAUAGAUUGAGCAUAUAAGAAGCGUGUGAAAAGGGUUUCAAUUCAGUUAAUUUAAGCAGGAGACCCCAUUUUUCCCUCUAAUAUGGUCCAUAAUUAAAAUGUAAAUAUAAGGGAAUCAUAUCAACUGCUAUAGCUGAAUUCGGUCCUCCACCCUUUCUCCACCCCAUGUGUAUUUUAUGUCCUCUUUCGCCCUCUAGUGGGCAGAUAUCUUUUAUAUCAGUCAAUACUAAUUUGCAUAUCUUUACUCAGGCAUGAUAGAGCAUUUAAAAGUGCUGCUCUUUAGUGUUAACUUGUCAAAACCUUUUGUCUUUUCAUGGACAUAACACCUCUCCAUAUUGUUCUAGUUCAAAAUGUUUUAAACAAUAGUCCUAAUCGUUUGGAGAGGUUUAUGAACAAAAUACUUUAGACUCCAAAAAUGGCACGCUCCGUUAUAAAAUAACUUUUUCUUUCUCUAUAUAUUUUCCACCUUGCACUGCGUAAAAAGGUCAGAUUUCUUCCUGUACUUACAAUAUUUAGAUACAAAUGUAUGCCAAAGUUAAAUUGGUGUUCAAAGAUGUAGUUGUUAUUGCACUUGAGGGUUUUAACAAAGCAGGAAAUGUUUGCUAAAGUAUUUUAUGUAACAUAUAUAUUGUGCCUACUUUGGUCUGGACUUGAUAUUUUCAUCUCAUGCCAUGUGUGCAAUAGCCUUUCUUGAUAGAGUUUGGCAGACUAUUUCAUAUGCUGGAAACUAGUUGAUCUUUUGCAAUUAAUUAAAAAAUUGGGAAUUUUGUUACAUUGUGUUUCAUAAAAAAACAAUGAUUUUGUUUUUUGUCCAAGAAAAAUCGAAACCUGUCAAAGUUAUAAUGACAUGUUUACUCAAAUGUGGUGUUUGCUUGUGGUUUAGAUAAGUUUGAAAGUUGUUUUAAGGAAGUGGGAACUAUUAUGCACAUCCAUAAACACAGCUGCUGUUGCUAGUCAAUAGUCUAGAGACCACCUUAACAGUAACUGGAAUCUUAAUUGUGUUAUUUCACUUGGGUGAUUAACCUACAAAUGUAAAAGGUUUUGUUCAUUCAUCAUUAAACCAACCAAUAAGAGAUGUUUUUUUUCACAUGACCCCAGGUACUGUUUGCUGCUGUUUAAGUGAACACACGAUGCUUAUGUAACCAACAACCAAAUAAGUCAGGCCAGUAAUACACAAACAAGUCAUUUGUAAGUAUUCGAAAAACUAAGUUGACUAUAUUCAUAACUGGAACACAGAAACAAAAUGUGCCUAUUGACAAUCAUUAUGUAGCUUUCAUUGUAUUGCAUGUUACUUCAUUUCUUGUAUGUUACCUUUUUGCAUGUUUUCUCUUGCCAACAUUUGAUAUGUUUUGGAAAAUACAAUAUAACAGGUCAA
Molecule: messenger RNA, 2039 nt
Organism: Trematomus bernacchii (emerald rockcod)
Lineage: Eukaryota; Metazoa; Chordata; Actinopteri; Perciformes; Nototheniidae
Product: SLC35A4 upstream open reading frame protein-like
Exons: 3
Coding region: 71-382 (103 amino acids)
Source: RefSeq, a predicted model, not a curated record